Molecule: messenger RNA, 951 nt
Organism: Anopheles marshallii
Lineage: Eukaryota; Metazoa; Arthropoda; Insecta; Diptera; Culicidae
Product: chymotrypsin BI-like
Exons: 3
Coding region: 1-951 (316 amino acids)
Biological process (GO): proteolysis
Molecular function (GO): serine-type endopeptidase activity
Source: RefSeq, a predicted model, not a curated record
AUGGUUCAAGAUCGCAAGGCACGAUGGUACACCGCACUAAGAUCAAUGAAGCAGAAACAGUGGUCUCAACUAUCCGUGAUUCUUGUGAUACUGUGCGUCUGUAUAACCACCAUCGGCCCAGUAGCGUGCAGUAAUGGGACGGAGGCAAAGCUCACUGCCAUUCCCAUCCCCAGGCACAUUGCACGGUCGACAACACGCGAAUUGAUGGCCAAAAUUGUCAACGGGCAAACCGCACAGACGGGCCAGUUUCCUUGGCAAGUGUCAAUACGAGCCGCACUAGGUCGUUCGGUAACGGUCUGUGGCGGUUCCCUGAUUGACGCCCAGUGGAUUCUGACAGCAGCCCACUGUGCCAACGACUAUACAGUCUUUCAGAUAGGGCUGGGAUCCAUCCAUUUGAACAUGGCGCGCCUAACAAUGUCCACCGUCAGCAAGUUCGUGCAUCCCGAGUACGAUCCGUGGAAGCUCACGAACGAUAUAGCCCUCAUCCGGUUGCCAUCAUUCGUGCCUUUCAGUUUAGAGAUCUAUCCGAUCAAGCUACCGAUACGUUUAUCACCCACAGAUCUGUUCGUUGGCCGCCAGGUUACGGUAUCCGGAUUUGGGCGAACAUCUGAUGCUGUCCAAUCGAUAUCGACGAUACUAAAGUAUGAGCGUAUGCGCAUCAUUUCGAAUGCGGAGUGUACGACCGUCUACGGUGCGUCUAUCAUACGUAACACCACGCUCUGCGCUGUGGGUUGGGAACGGUCGUAUCAAAACGUCUGCCAAGGAGACUCGGGAGGCCCAAUGGUAAUGCAACAGGACGAUAGUAGUUGGGUGCAGAUAGGCGUUGUAUCAUUCGUGUCCAGCCGGGGUUGUAGUACAGGCGACCCAUCCGGAUACAUUCGCAUCGUAAAUUAUCUAAGCUGGAUAGCGCAAACUACAGGCCUUCGUGGGAUUACAUCCGUCGUGAGCUAG